AUGCUGAACAAUUCCAUUCUUUUACUCACGCAUAUCUUUUCAACACAACAGAGCAAGAAUAACUCGAGGAAAAGCAAAACCAAAGCAAAAAUGGGAAAUAAUAAAAACAGACGUAAGAAUUCCAAUUCUGGUGGUGGUGCUAAUGAUUCUAGUCCCAGACGUAAUAGUAAUAAAGGAGGGAAAAGAGGUAAAGGAAGAAACGACAAUGAAGGAGAUCAAAAUAAAGGUAGGGUAUCCCAAGAAUUCUUAGAAUGUCGUAUUUGCGAGGGCAAAUACCAUUGGGAAUCAGAUUGUCGCAAGAAUCCCGCUGGAGAGGGCAAGAGAGGGAAGGAUUCAUCAGGGUGUAGAGAGUGUGGGGGAAAUCAUUGGGAAGAUCAGUGUCGGACAUGGAAAUCGAAAAAUGGUGGGAAUGGAAAUGGCAAUGGGAAUCAUAAAAGUAAUGGACAAGCAGACUCAAGCUCAAGUUCGGAUUCGGGAGAAUGCCUCGCACCAACUGGUGAAGAUGUAACCCAAUUUUUCCCAAAUGGGAAAUAUCCCAACCGGCCUUGCAGAAAAUGUAAAGAGUCGGGUCAUUGGAAUAAUGCCUGUGAGAAAGAGGGAUUCCAUCCUAUCAGUAACCCAAACCCGGGUGCAGCGCGCGCGAGGAAAGUCAGUUUCCCAGAUGGCCAAAAUAGGGGACAAAUCGAUGCGGCAUAUAAUCAAUAUCAUUCUACUCCCGGAGCACAAGUCAGGACGUGUAGCAUUACCGAAACCCCGCCUGUGGAUUUUGGACAUGCGCAAUUCCAUGCUGGUACGGAGAUGGAGUAUGAGUAUGCCGAUCCUCAGUAUUUCAAUCAUCAGAACCAAAAUCAAAACCAAAACCAAACCCCAGCUCGCGAACACAUCAACCCCAACACCGAUACCCCUGAUUACCUUCCCCAACCCACCCACCAACUCCCCUACCUCACCCAUCCCGAAACCCCCAACCCCGACCAUCCCGACCACCCCGAUUCCUCUUUCUACCAAGCCCGCUACCGCUCCUCCAUCUGCACUCUCUGCCAGGCCUCCGCCCACAAAUCCCACGACUGUCUCACCUACCGCUGGCUCCUACCUCGCACACACAGCGAAUGGCGUCCCCAUCCCAACCUCCAUCAUCCCUCUAAUUCCCUGUAUCCCCGUCCGGAUGGCUACUGGAAAGGCGAUCCGACGAAAAUUCCAAGUAAGAAUACGUAUAUCUGGCCGCAUCCGGGGAAUGUGCAGCAAGGGAGGUAUUGGGGAGAAAAUGAGUGGGAGGGAGGAGGGAGAGAUGUGUGGGUGGGGGAAGAUGAUAGGGAGGGGAUGGGGGGAGAUGGGGGAUGGCGCCUGGUGGGUGUGGAGGGGAGGAGAGUGGAGGCAUGUGUAGGUUUGAUGCGGAGGGGGAUGUGGCAAUGGUGGAUAUUUUGGAUUUGGAGGGUAGGAGGUGGAGGAUUAGGCAGGCGAGGGAAGCGAGGGAGAGGGAGAGGAGGGGGUGGUAGGUGGUAG
Botrytis fragariae is the source of this 1500-nucleotide messenger RNA. RefSeq lists its product as uncharacterized. The record is from RefSeq and is a predicted model, not a curated record. Gene Ontology annotation, molecular function: zinc ion binding; nucleic acid binding. Bases 1 to 1500 code for a protein of 499 amino acids. The transcript has 2 exons. NCBI's taxonomy places the organism in Eukaryota, Fungi, Ascomycota, Leotiomycetes, Helotiales, Sclerotiniaceae.